Molecule: messenger RNA, 1594 nt
Organism: Branchiostoma floridae (Florida lancelet)
Lineage: Eukaryota; Metazoa; Chordata; Leptocardii; Amphioxiformes; Branchiostomatidae
Exons: 2
Coding region: 104-760 (218 amino acids)
Source: RefSeq, a predicted model, not a curated record
CCGCUCAAGGUGUGACCCCCUGGGUGGUUUCUUUGGACGGCAGGUAGACACCGGUGUCUUCUCACAACGCUUCAAACAGCGUGACAAGCAGGACGCACCGAACAUGGGUUCCCUUCGAACACCACUCGCCUCGCCGCCGCCGCUUCAAACAACCGGCCCCGCACGGCAACAGGACCUCCACCAGCUCCGACCAGAGGCAUCUUCGGAGUCGUUGGAUCUUGCCGUUCCCUGGGCGUCCAUGGGCGCUCACGGGCUCUUCUCGCGGGACAGGCCGCUGUCCCGCCGGUACUUCAGCCAGAAGACCCGCAGCCUGGACGACUUCGACUCGAUGCACAUGAUUCUCGCUAAAUGUACCAUCACGCCACCCUGGGUGAACCACAUACAGCCAGACGGGUCGCUUCUAUUCAUAGAGGUCAGCACUGCAGAGCAGCGCCGUCAAGCGAAAAGUAAGCGUACCGCAUCUACCAGACCGCAGGCCUCCACCGCAAGAUCACACCAGAAGGGCAAAGAAAAUCGGUCAAAGAACAACAAGCCGGAAGGAGGGAGUGCGAAGCUGUUGAAGAAGUUGGAGAAACGGAGAAAUCAGAAGAAUAAAGGACAAUCUAGCAAGAGAUACCAGAAGAACAAGGAACAGUCUAACAGAACGGACAGUACGUGGAAGAAGCACUCCAUCAUCCUACAAGAAAAAACUGUCUGCCGUUUUGUCAAACAUGAACUAAUCACGAGAGCGGUGACAGCGGCAAGUAUGUGCUUCAGAUGAUACAAACCUAUAGUCUAGUCCUAUACGCACAGAUGCGAACGAACUCUAUUAGCCUCUUUUAAAGAUAAGAAGAUAAAUUAUACAAAGAAAAUUUGUGUGAAGCUCAUGAAACAACACUUAAUGUUUAAAACAGUUCUAGGUGAAAAUCUGCUUCGUAUCGGUGGGAGGGGCUACAUACUGCGUGGCUAUUUUCGACGUUGGUAUGUUUUCAGUUAUCUUGUGUUCAAUAUGUUUAGGCAACUUCAUUAUGGCAAUGUAUGAGUUAUAAUCGUUUUAAAAUCUAUUUAUUCCAGUUGCAAUUAAGUUAUGAAUUUGUAAAAAUUCUUGAUUGAGUUGCAAAUCUCAGACCUUCAUAAUGACUGGUCCAUUUUAUGAUAUUUGUAAUUAUUUGUAAUCUCCGCAAUCGGAGAUUUGAACGAUCUACCGUCCAUGUAUUAAAGAUAAUAUUUCAUAUAUGGUAAAUCGUACAUACAUACAUAACAUAUGUUCAUCUGGAGGUGGUAGUCCAUUGGUGCUACCCAAGUAUAUGCGUUUUGCGUUCUUGUUCAAUCGCACAAUAUAAAGACAAUAGCAACAAUACAGAACAACUUAUUCCUUAUAGUGACAAUAGAAAUGAAAUGAGCUGAAAACACAGGAAACAACGUUAUUUACAAUGAAAAGUUUUCUACAAUGACAUGUUAGCAAUGAUAUACAUCCCGUCCAUCCACGUGCACGUUUUGUGUCGCUACCCUGUGGCUAAGAUUAUCCCUGGAACUGUAACAGUUGGAAGGGAUCAUUAUGUCCGUCCAAUUACCGAGAGAGCCGUCAAAAUAAAUUGAUAUUAUGUACUAUUCA